AAAACCCAAUGUUGAAGGCAGUGAGUCCCCAGCUUUGCUAGGCGCAUCAGCGGGAGCCCCAGGAUGAUACAGAGGGCGUUAAUGCGCAGGGGCGCGCUGCUCGCCCUACAGGUCGCGACGGAGGGCGCCCUGCCGCCCGUCACCCUCCGCCGCUCCGCGUCCUCCCUCUCCGUCCCGCCGCCGACGUGCCUCCUCAAGCCCUUAGAGGCUCCCUAUCGGUACCUUUUCGGACCGGGACCGUCCAACGUGCCGCCGCGGGUGCUGGCAGCGGGGGGGAGACCGAUUAUCGGUCACAUGCAUAAUGAAAUGUUCGAGAUUAUGGACGACAUCAAGAAGGGGAUCCAGUAUGCUUUCCAGACACAGAACAACAUGACGAUCGCGGUGAGCGGCUCCGGUCACACCGCCAUGGAGUGCGCCAUCUUCAACACCGUGGAGCCGGGCGAGAGCGUCCUGAUCGCCAUCAACGGGAUCUGGGGCGAGCGAGCGGCAGAGAUCGCCGAGAGGAUAGGUGCUCGAGUUAACACUUUGGUAAAAGCUCCAGGCGGCUAUUUCACCAAUGAAGAAAUUAAGCAGGCUCUGGUCAAACACAAGCCGGUUCUCUUUUUCCUCACACAUGGAGAGUCAUCCGCUGGACUGGCCCAUCCCAUCGACGGAAUCGGAGAACUGUGUCGGAUGCACGAAUGCCUCUUCUUGGUGGAUUCUGUGGCGUCCUUGGGGGGAGCUCCUCUCUUCAUGGAUAAGCAGAACAUAGACAUCCUGUACACCGGCUCACAGAAGGCUUUGAACGCCCCUCCUGGGACGGCACCCCUCUCCUUCAAUGACAGAGCUUGCAAAAAGAUGUUCAGCAGGAAGACGAAGCCGGUGUCCUACCUCCUGGACAUGACAUAUCUGUCCAACUACUGGGGCUGCGACGGAAAGCCAGCCAGGAUAUACCACCACACUGGCCCUGUAUCUGGCUUCUUCUCACUGAGAGAGAGCCUGGCCAUCCUAGCAGAAAUGGGCCUGGAGAACUCGUGGAGGCUUCACAAGGAGGUGUCUGAGUAUCUGUACGAGGGUCUGGAAGCCCUGGGCCUCAAGCUCUUUGUGAAAGACAAGAAUCUGAGGCUGCCUCCAGUGACAACCGUUGCUAUUCCUUCGGGGUAUAACUGGAGGGACAUCACAAACUACGUCAUGAAGCACCACCAGAUGGAGAUCACCGGGGGGCUGGGGCCAUCCGUGGGCAUGGUGCUGCGCGUGGGUCUGAUGGGAUACAACUGCAGUAAAGACAACGCUGACAAGGUGUUUGCAGCCCUGGCGGAUGCACUGAAGCACUGCCCCAAGAGCAAGGCGUAGCGAUCCUGCGAGGCGUCCCCGCACCACCUGCUCCAUCAGCCCAGUCGAAGAACCGCAGUCUUGGCUGACACUGCGCUGGCCAAACCGGACAUAAAGAUCACAAUAAAUGAGCGUGACGCCUGUUCACCGGCACUGACGUUUUUAAAUUACAUGAUUAAACAAUGAAACUAAUUGCAGUCGCCUUGUAAAGAAUAUGCUUAAUGUGUUAAAAAAAUAAAUGAAUAUGGCUACA
This is a messenger RNA of Paramormyrops kingsleyae, 1564 nucleotides long. It is a transcript of the gene agxtb, whose product is annotated as alanine--glyoxylate and serine--pyruvate aminotransferase b. The record is from RefSeq and is a predicted model, not a curated record. Gene Ontology annotation, cellular component: peroxisome. Gene Ontology annotation, molecular function: L-alanine:glyoxylate transaminase activity; L-serine:pyruvate transaminase activity. Lineage: Eukaryota; Metazoa; Chordata; Actinopteri; Osteoglossiformes; Mormyridae.